AUGUUGAAGGUGGAAGCUAUGGUGGCUAUGAAACACUGGUGCGCUCACGUUCACUCCGGAAGAGUUCGCCUGUGGUGUGGACAUCGUUGGUAUGUCGAACUUGGUCACGUGGGCAGAGACGGUCCCACCAUACUGGCGCGGUGCACACAAAGAGCUUGUUCAAAUGUUGGGAGGCCGGCCGUCAAGUCGCUCAUCGCUCGUUCGCCGCUGUUUUUAGCUGAUCGCGUGAAGAAGCCCCUGCUGAUUAUCCAGGGAGCUAACGAUCCUCGCGUGAAUAAAGAAGAAUCUGGUGAGCUCCUCCAUGUUGUCGCUGUCGUAUGGGCGCAGCUUGGAUUCUGA
Molecule: messenger RNA, 339 nt
Organism: Cooperia oncophora
Lineage: Eukaryota; Metazoa; Nematoda; Chromadorea; Rhabditida; Trichostrongylidae
Source: the annotation of a GenBank genome assembly